CUCGAUUAAUGUAUGGAACUGUGCGAAUCGUUCCGAAAGCGGGUUUCCCAAAAGUAAAAAGGAAAAGCGAGACCGUCUCUCUCGAAGACGACGACGUCGACGACGUUAUCGACAUCGCUUAAUCGUUCGCGCGACCGUUGCCUUCAGGUAAUUAAACCGGCAGAUAGAGGUCCAAGAAUUAUUGUCACUGUCGAAAAGGAAGGUCCUCCCGUACCUCCGUCACUUUACGUGCCGUCGAUUCCUCGAGGUGGUACCGAGCACGAGGCAAGUGAAAGUGGUGACUGUGAAAGUGUGUACUCUCUACCAUUGCCGCCUAAGAUGAACCAGUCGGCCUCAAGCUCUCAAAGCCGCCUGUGAUGUGUCCAGUGAGUAUUAUAGUGCGCCGACCUGCGACCUUCCUCAUCGUAUCUGCAAAUAUGUGUUAAUGUAAAAAAAAUCGACGAAAAAUUUAAAUUUCUAAACAUUCGAGGAAAAUAAAACCACAAUAACAAGAGAUUCGAUAUAAAUGCAAAAAGUUUUUAGGAGGAACACUACGGGAGAGAGAAAAAGAAGGAAUUAAACAUCCGGUGGCCGAAAAUUUAAAUGGAAUUGGUUCAGAAUGAACAAGAUUCAUUCGGCUGUUUUGGCGAUUGUUUUGAGUGUUUUUUUGAUACAAGCAACCGAUCCUCCAUACGAGAAACCUUACACUAGUCUUUUACCACAUUUAACGGGGAAAGGUUUUCCUCCACACCCCUUCAUUAAAUCCGACGAAUCUGUCACUGUCGAAAAGAUCGUCAAUAAUACGAAGGAUCUUAAAGAAUUAGAGGAGUACCUUUCCAAUAUUCAAAAAGAGGCAAAUGAUGGAAAAACCGAAACUUACGACACCAUAAACAAGUUUCUCCAAAAAGACGGAAAAACCGAUUAUGAGAAACUCCUCGAAAGGGAUUUCAUAAGACCUUUACUAAAAUUAUACGAUCAAAAUGAAACGACUACUCCUAUUCCUCAAACGAACGCUGAAACGAAUGCUUUAAGAAUUUCAAAAGAGGAUAACAUCUACGAUAUUCAAACAUUAACAAAGGAAGAAUUAAAUACUUUUUUAGAAAAUCCACAUACUUACCAAGUUCCACCGGAAUUUACAGAAGAUGAUCACCAAAUUACAGACAAUGAAAAUGCCGAAUCACACCAAAAUGAGCGAUUUAAACGAAUCGAUACCAGUGAAAACUUUCAAGAUGACGACAUUCAAAACACUUUCUCUAAAGAUGACAUUAAAGCUCUUAUGGAGAAUGCAAAAAGUUUUGAGAAAACAAACCAAACUUCUUUACCAAAAUCGGAAUUAGAAUCAUCAGAGUCGUUAGAAUCACGAGAUUCGAUAGAACAUAAAGAGUCAACGGAGGUGGCUUUAAUUAGACGCGAUGACUCUUUCUUGGAUACAGUAAAUGAUAACGAACAUAUUGGAGAAAUUUUACCACCGGAAUACGAUAUAACUCAAGAACAACAAAAUGUUAAUAAACGCACAUCUAUUUUAAGACGUAGAAAUUAUAACACUUUGUACAGAAAUGGAAGACAGUUUGAAGAUCCCAGGUACCUUGAUCCGAGGUACAGGGCGAUUCGAUUCAAACCCCCAUCAGAAUUUGAACCAUCUGGUGUAGAUGAAAGCCUUGUUUACGCAGAAAAUCAUCAUUAUCAUUAUAGAGAUCAAUACACGGAAGCUUUAAGCGAUGACAGUAGAAUGUACACUCGCCCAGCAAGGUUUCCUUUUGUUCCACAAGAGGCUAGGUUUCCGCGGUAUAAAGAAAUGUUUUAUGACCAACCUGGGAGGGAUCAAUCUGGACCUGAUCAACAGUCUUCGUGGAGAGCUGUACGUCGUCCUCGGGUGAUUUUUCCUUCGGAUACCGUAACUUUUAAGGAUGCACCUCAAGAAGAACAAUUUUUGGCACCGGAUACAAAUUUGCAAGAUUUACAAUUAGUGGAUACCAGAGAUCGGGGGGGGAAUGGUUACUGCGCACCAGGAGCAUCCUGCGAGUUCUUCAUCACCUGUUGGAUAUCUGGUGGUUCGUUGGAAAACACGUGCGAUGGCCUAUUGAGGGGCUGUUGCCAACGAGGGUCUUCCAAAGCCACCAGUCAAGGCCCUGGUCUGGCGAUCGGUACCCUCGAGGCACCACGUGAAACACCGAAGGCACAUUCGAGCCUUUUAAAUCACGAAUCGAGUUGUGGUGUGUCUAAUCGGCAACAAGCUCAGAGGAGGGUCGUGGGUGGUGAAGAAGCUGGUUUUGGAACGUUUCCUUGGCAAGCAUACAUUAGAAUCGGUUCAUCAAGAUGUGGAGGUUCUCUUGUGAGCAGACGACAUGUUGUCACAGCUGGACAUUGUGUUGCAAGAGCGGUUCCUAGACAAGUUCAUGUGACAUUGGGAGAUUACGUCAUAAAUUCGGCUGUUGAACCAUUACCAGCCUACACAUUCGGCGUUUCCUCAAUACAGGUACACCCUUUCUUCAAAUUCACACCCCAAGCGGAUCGAUUCGACGUCGCCGUACUGAGAUUAGAUAGAACCGCCCAAUCGCUGCCGCACAUCGCUCCAAUUUGUCUACCUCCAAAAGGUGAGAGCUUCCUGGGUGAGGUCGGGGUGGCUGCCGGAUGGGGUGCGAUGAGUCCCGGAUCCAGACUGCGCCCCCAAACCCUACAAGCCGUUAAAGUGCCUGUGAUCGAAAGCAGACUUUGCGAAAGAUGGCACCGUUCGAAAGGAAUCGGAGUUGUUAUUUACGAUGAAAUGCUCUGUGCCGGCUAUAAAAACGGUGGUCGAGAUAGCUGUCAGGGGGAUAGCGGGGGUCCUUUGAUGCUUCAGAAACAAAAUCGGUGGUAUCUAAUUGGAAUCGUUUCUGCGGGAUAUUCGUGUGCUCAACCCGGACAACCUGGAAUUUAUCAUCGGGUGUCUCAUACUGUUGAUUGGAUUACUAAAGCUAUUGAAAGUUAAAAAGGAGUAAUUUUAAAUUAAAUGUUGUAUGAAAAUAUAACUUUAGUGAAUUAUCACAAAAGUUACCAUUUUUACUUCAAUUUUAAAAGAUUUUCAAUUUACAAAGAUCACUAAAUUUUUCU
Onthophagus taurus is the source of this 3069-nucleotide messenger RNA. RefSeq lists its product as uncharacterized. NCBI's taxonomy places the organism in Eukaryota, Metazoa, Arthropoda, Insecta, Coleoptera, Scarabaeidae. The record is from RefSeq and is a predicted model, not a curated record. Gene Ontology annotation, biological process: proteolysis. Gene Ontology annotation, molecular function: serine-type endopeptidase activity.